AUGGAUACCAGAAAGGUGAAAUCUAGCUCUAGAGAUGCAGUAAACUGUCUUCCAGAUGAGAUACUUGCUAAGAUCUUGUCCUAUCUUCCCACAAAACGAGCUGUUUCUACAUCUCUUAUCUCCAAAAGGUGGAGGAAUCUGUUUGCGUUGAUGAUUCAACUCUUUGAAUCUCAACAUCAUCUCUAUUUAGACGACUCAGAUUUAGUUUAUCCAGAGGAAGGUAAAGGAGAAAUGAAAGAUGUUCAGGAGAGCUUCGGGGAUUUUGUUGAUAAAACCCUUACCGAUUGCAAUACCAUAAAGAAACUUUCAAUAUUAUGUCCUCUUAAAUGUUGCGCUCAUAAGGACAUCGACCAAUGGCUACACCAUGCCAUGGAACGAGGUGUUGUGGAUCUUGAUAUGCGUUUUAAAAUGGGUUUUACUCCUACGCAAAAUGAGUGGCCUUGUAAUGUUUUCACAAUCAAGACGUUGGUCAAGCUAACAUUUAGAAUAGAGGUUGGUCAAAAUAAAAUGCCAUAUUGUCCAAAAGGGGUUCUUCCAGUGCUAAAGAGUCUUUUUCUCCAUGCAAUUUGGUUUGCAUGCGAAAGAUUGUGCCAUUCGAUGCUUCCUGGUUGUCCAAUACUUGAGGAAUUAUUCUUACAUGACUUACGCGGUUACAGAUAUAAUGACAGUCCAAACUUCUCUAUAUCCCACAAAACCCUCAAGAGACUCACAGUUCACUUCAAUAACAGUUUUGAAUUGGGGCGCCCAAUGCAAUUCGACACACCAAGUCUUCUUUACCUCGAAUACUCUGGCUUCGCUCCUUGUCGCUAUUCAAGGACCAGUUACUUGAAUUCCCUUGUUGAGGUCAAACUAGAUGUUCAUAUAAGACAUGAAUGUAAUACUCACAUGCAUCUAUCUCCGAUCAUUGAUUGGAUAGGCAACGUUAAGACCCUUUCCUUGUCUCCUGCUUCUGUUAAGAUGAUGUAUUCAAGAUGUGUGGAAUUACAUGUCUUUUCAAACCUUGUUAAGCUUUAUUUUGAAAGUAAUGAGAAAGAAGGUUGGGAAGUGCUUCCGCGUCUGCUUAACAAAUCUCCAAAGCUAGAAACGUUGGUCCUCAAGGGUUUGCAUUGUGCAAGUGAUCACGGAGUUUGCGUUGAUCGAAAUGAAGUGAAGGUGUUGGAGAUAUAUGGGUUUAGUGGAUGUGGUAGAGAAGUGAGACAAGUGAAGUGCUUGUUGCGGGAAAUGCAGUUUCUUCAAGUGAUGAAAGUGGAAAUUGAUGCUCAUGAUGAUAACAAGAAACUGAGAGUCAUCAAUCACCUUCUUGAUCUUCCUAAACGUCCAUCUAAAUUUCAUAUCCAGUUCUUGUGA
Arabidopsis thaliana (thale cress) is the source of this 1347-nucleotide messenger RNA. Its product is annotated as F-box/RNI-like superfamily protein. Bases 1 to 1347 code for a protein of 448 amino acids. The record is from RefSeq and is marked reviewed. The transcript has 3 exons. Lineage: Eukaryota; Viridiplantae; Streptophyta; Magnoliopsida; Brassicales; Brassicaceae.